CUUGAGAUGUCUUUCGUAAUUUAUAUCCGCAUUUAUGCAGAAACUAUGAAGAUCGUCAGUGCUUACUUUGCCUACACGGUUUUUCUCAGUUUUUCAAUAGUCGGUGCAAUGGAAGCUGGAAAUUUUGGACUUAAUGGUGGAAUUUCUGGAAGUAAUGGAGGCAACCAUUAUGCUAAUCCAAACUACAAUCCUUUUGAAAUACCUCCAGGUAGCGUAAUUUAUAUAACAAAACCGGGUAUGAAGCAACCUUAUUAUUAUCUUCGUGGGAUACUCGAACCUUAUACAGAACACGAUGCUACAUUCAACACGGACCAUAAGCAUCCAACUGGACAUGCUCUGUUAAUACUUCCUGAUGGCCUAACUUACUUUGCACGUCUCGAAGAACGUUAUGCCAAUACGUUAAAUAUCAGUGUCGAAACUAGGACUCCUUAUUACCGCUGUUUUAUAGCUAGAUCAAAAAUGCGUGGUUUGCAAACUUUACUUCAUCCGCCUGAUCUAAGAAACCCCGAUGGGCUGCCGCUGGUUCAAGUUAUAUCGCCGGGUAAGAAUAUUGUAGGAACGUUAGAAGUUUCACGAUUUCGUGUUACUCAAAGUGGAUUUCUGUCACUUUAAAAAUAUGAUUGCUAAUGAGCAAAUACGUUAAAUUAAAUUACCUGGAAGGAUUCGUCGUUAUAUUUACUGGAAUAAAUACCACAAAAGCGAGAGUGAACUACGCGUAUCAAUGAAAAAGUUCGAGCUACAUGUCCGUGAAGUACGGGACUUAACGCGCGGUAGAUUCAUUUUACAGUAGAAGCGAUGGCAGAGGGUUGGAAUUGUUUUUAAACUACAAGGUGAUGCCUUCAUACGGAGAUCCAGCAUUACAUCACUUUGCAUUUUGAUAACAAUUCGAAUCCUCUUCAAUCACUUCAUCUGAAAAAUAAAGCGACCACGCGCCAGGUCCUUUUUUUCGCUUAAAUAGUUAUUUAUCAGCAUAUCAUUCAGAGUAAUCGGCAAAUCCCAAAAGGCAACUGCUUCAAAGUCACGUGUGCCAUCUUCAGGUAGCUCGAAAUUUUUCUUAAAUAGACGUAGGUUACUCUCGCUUCUAUAGCACUUAUGAAAGGAAACAUAACAAUAAAUAUAGCAAUAUAUAACGAAAAUAUGGCAAUUAUUUAGAAAAUAAAUGAAAUCGUUUACAAUUAUUAAAAAUGUAAAACUCCCCCCGGAGGUUUUUCCACGAAGUAUUUUUCCCAUUCGGGAUGAUCUGGAACAGUGCCGUACGGAUAUAUAUUGUUAUAGUGAUGCGCAUGCAAAUGCAGGAUUUUAUUCGUCAAUUCUUUGAAUAAACAUGAAUUUACUUAACCCAAAUGAUUAAUUAAUAUCCAUGAUCCUAGUUCACUUCUCU
Molecule: messenger RNA, 1381 nt
Organism: Belonocnema kinseyi
Lineage: Eukaryota; Metazoa; Arthropoda; Insecta; Hymenoptera; Cynipidae
Exons: 2
Coding region: 7-612 (201 amino acids)
Source: RefSeq, a predicted model, not a curated record